Trichechus manatus latirostris (Florida manatee) is the source of this 1935-nucleotide messenger RNA. It is a transcript of the gene RXRG, whose product is annotated as retinoid X receptor gamma. Bases 189 to 1580 code for a protein of 463 amino acids. The record is from RefSeq and is a predicted model, not a curated record. Gene Ontology annotation, biological process: regulation of transcription by RNA polymerase II; cell differentiation; retinoic acid receptor signaling pathway. The transcript is spliced from 10 exons. Gene Ontology annotation, molecular function: retinoic acid-responsive element binding; nuclear receptor activity; zinc ion binding. NCBI's taxonomy places the organism in Eukaryota, Metazoa, Chordata, Mammalia, Sirenia, Trichechidae. Gene Ontology annotation, cellular component: nucleus.
CUCAGAUCGAGAGGCAGAUUCCUGACUAAUCCCAGAGGGCUGGCCCAGCCUCUGCUCCCGGGGCUGCUAGGAAGCGAUGACCACUCUUGUUAGCCCAAGUUGAAGAGAGUCCAGCUUUGCCUGGGAGCGGGGAGAGGCUGUGAUAUUUACAAGACAGACAAGAGAGAAAUAUGAACUGAAGAGGAAACAUGUAUGGAAAUUAUUCUCACUUCAUGAAGUUUCCCACCGGCUUUGGCGGCUCCCCUGGCCACACCAGCUCCACGUCCAUGAGUCCGUCGGCAGUCUUGUCCACAGGGAAGCCAAUGGACAGCCACCUCAGCUACACUGACACCCCUGUGAGUGCUCCACGGACUCUGAGUGCGGUGGGGGCCCCUCUCAAUGCUCUGGGUUCUCCAUACCGAGUCAUCACUUCUGCCAUGGGCCCCGCCUCAGGAGCGCUGGCAGCCCCUCCAGGAAUCAAUUUGGUUGCCCCGCCCAGCUCUCAGCUAAAUGUGGUGAACAGUGUCAGCAGUUCAGAGGACAUCAAGCCUUUACCAGGGCUUCCGGGCAUUGGAAACAUGAACUACCCGUCCACCAGCCCUGGGCCUCUGGUUAAACACAUCUGUGCCAUCUGUGGGGACAGAUCCUCAGGAAAGCACUACGGGGUGUACAGUUGUGAAGGCUGCAAAGGGUUCUUCAAGAGAACCAUAAGGAAAGACCUGAUCUACACGUGUCGGGAUAAUAAAGACUGCCUCAUUGACAAGCGCCAGCGCAAUCGCUGCCAAUACUGUCGCUAUCAGAAGUGCCUUGUCAUGGGCAUGAAAAGGGAAGCUGUGCAAGAAGAAAGGCAGAGGAGCCGGGAGCGGGCUGAGAGUGAGGCAGAAUCUGCCAGCAGUGGCCAUGAAGACAUGCCUGUGGAGAGGAUUCUAGAAGCUGAACUUGCUGUUGAACCAAAGACAGAAUCCUAUGCUGACAUGAAUAUGGAGAACUCAACGAAUGACCCUGUCACCAACAUAUGCCAUGCUGCCGAUAAGCAGCUUUUCACCCUCGUUGAAUGGGCCAAGCGCAUUCCCCACUUCUCGGACCUCACCUUGGAGGACCAGGUCAUUCUGCUCCGGGCAGGAUGGAAUGAGCUGUUGAUUGCCUCCUUCUCCCAUCGCUCGGUUUCCGUGCAGGAUGGCAUCCUUCUAGCCACAGGUUUACACGUCCACCGGAGCAGUGCUCAUAGUGCUGGAGUCGGCUCCAUCUUUGACAGAGUUCUGACGGAGCUGGUUUCCAAGAUGAAAGAUAUGCAGAUGGAUAAGUCGGAGCUGGGGUGCCUGCGAGCCAUCGUGCUAUUUAACCCAGAUGCCAAGGGUCUGUCCAACCCAUCUGAGGUAGAGACUCUGCGAGAGAAAGUUUAUGCCACCCUCGAGGCCUACACCAAGCAGAAGUAUCCGGAACAGCCAGGCAGGUUUGCAAAGCUGCUGCUUCGCCUCCCAGCCCUGCGCUCCAUCGGCUUGAAAUGCCUGGAGCACCUCUUCUUCUUCAAGCUCAUAGGGGACACGCCCAUUGAUACCUUCCUCAUGGAGAUGUUGGAAACCCCGCUGCAGGUCACCUGAGCCUCACCAGCCACAGCCUCCUGACUAGGAUUAUCCCUCGGCAGGCGCGUGUGGACCCCCUCCCUGCACACUUCCCCUUGUACACUUCCCUCCAGCUCCCCUGCUGACCCCCUUCCGGUUCCCAAAAUGUGAUGCUUAUAAUAAAGGAAAUCUUUCUACACGUGAGACUUUUAUAGGUGGAGUUUUGUACAGAUGUUAACCGUAACCCUGCUUUGCUAUAAAAGGGGCUGGGGGUCUUUCUGGAAGUUCUUGGAAAACUAACCCACGUCUGUACAUAGAAUUGGUUUAAAUUAUUUUUUCACUUGCCAUGGAAAGCAAACAAACAAAUAAUAAAAUAAUAUAUAUGACGUUGGCA